AUGGCGCCAGAACCAGAAAAACUCGCCGAAGACUGGUCUUCGAGUCGAGUUCCAGUGGUUCGACCUCUGAUGACGAAUCAGUCUCCUCUUCUGAUGUGGAUUCAAAAGCGCCUGACUGCUCUCGAGGGCCCUAUUCCUGUUGUUGAGAAGGAGGAACGGCCGGCACUGUCGAACAGCGAGGAUCCUUCUCGUGUGCGUUCAACUUCCGAGUGUCGGGUCCCAGAAGGAGACCUCGCCCCCUUCAAAGAACCACCGAUGAGGGAGUUGAAGAAGAAGCCUACGCGGAGCGUAAACGUUCGCCGCGGCAAGAAACCACCACCGACAGUUUCCAACGUUGUCAUUAGUACGGAACCCCUGACUUUUAUUGACUCUCUCUAUCCGUUGGGGGCAGAACCACCCUAUGCAGUGGGCAGACGGCGACACCCGAGUGCGGAGAGAUAUGUAACCAAGUUCAAACAGACGCGUGUGGAACUGGCUAAUCGCCUCUUCGCUUUUUACAACAAAGUUGUCUUUGACGAAACGGUAAUACCCUUCGACUUUUAA
Messenger RNA from Dibothriocephalus latus, 543 nucleotides. NCBI's taxonomy places the organism in Eukaryota, Metazoa, Platyhelminthes, Cestoda, Diphyllobothriidea, Diphyllobothriidae. The record is from the annotation of a GenBank genome assembly.